Molecule: messenger RNA, 641 nt
Organism: Triticum urartu
Lineage: Eukaryota; Viridiplantae; Streptophyta; Magnoliopsida; Poales; Poaceae
Source: RefSeq, a predicted model, not a curated record
AAACACAGGCGCAUGCCACACGGACACGGGCAUCUCCCCAAUACCUAUGACCCCAACUCCCUCCAGCGCCGCCGCCGCCGCCCCCCUCUUCUGCAACCACCACGCCGUCCGCGCAGCCCUAAAGCACGCUGCUCCUUUCCCUUCCCAAGCCGCCCUGGAUCUGGCGAUGGAGGUGGCCGCCGUCGUGGCCAUGGAGGUCUCGCCAGCCGCCUUCGAAGUCCUACAUCCCCGAUAUCGACGGGAUUGCAGCCGCCUGGCCAAGGCGGAGAGCCUGGUUGUGUGCGGCGGAGAUGGCGCCCCGCCUUUGCGCCUCAUAAGGCUGGGCGUAGCUUCGCCGAGGCCAUGACCUCUCCAGGAGGGGAGUCCGGGAGGCGGGACAGCCGGCAGCGGCGCCAUUCUGUUUGGGGAUGCUUGGAUCUGGUGAUGCUAGAGCAUGGGAACGGGAAACAUCACCUCAGCUAUGGAAUUUCAAAUAGCCAAUUUACCUUUCUCCCUAAAGAUUUCUUACACUGCUGUCAGUAUCAUUGCUCUUGGGGUCUAGAUUUUGUUAAUAUCAAAAUCUGGGUACUUACCAGCAAACGAGUUGUUGAUCUAUUUACUUAGUCAAGUUCAUUUAUGCUAUGUUCUUCAGUCAAGCUUUA